Molecule: messenger RNA, 161 nt
Organism: Ilex paraguariensis (yerba mate)
Lineage: Eukaryota; Viridiplantae; Streptophyta; Magnoliopsida; Aquifoliales; Aquifoliaceae
Source: the annotation of a GenBank genome assembly
GAAAUUAGAGGAUGGUGAUAUUUUAAAUGUGGAUGUAAUUGUGUACUACAAAGUUGUCCAUGGAGAUCUUAAUGGAACAUUCUUUGUGGGGGACAUUGAUGAAACAUAUCAACAGCCGGUUCACUGUACUUAUGAGUGCUUGGAGAAAGCAAUGUCAAUUG